GGCGGCUCCGAGAAUUUCACAGUAUUGUAAUGUUUACAUGCCAGUGUCGUUUCAUAGAAUAAGUAAUUUUAAAUUGUUAUCGGCGGAACCGGACAAUCGCAUGUAUUUAUGGAUUAUAAAUAAUUAUUAAAAAUGUAUUAUAAUAUUCAAAUUAUAAUUUUACGAAAUUUCAACAGCUAUUCACAAUUUAUUAAACUAUUUACUCGAAAUUGUUAUUAACAUCUAUAAAAUAAUUUUGUACGCCAAUGUAUCGCGUCCACUUCGGUGAGAUCCGCUGACAACCUGUCAAUUUAUGUGUAUAAAGUGGGAGAACUGGCAAAAGCAUUUUCAACUUUUACUUCUGUUCUACAUUCUAGUAAGAUAUUCCAGGCAUAUGUAUUUUUUAUAUGUUCUGCAUAUUCAUUUUUCAUAUUGUAUACGUAUCUCUGUAGAAUAUUGUGUUAUAUUUAACUAUUUUGUUUUAUUACCUGAACCAUGGCUGAACUUAAAACAGUUGUCAUUUCUAAGAAAAGGUUUUAGUGAUUGGUGGUCGCUAAACUUUGCCUUGACAACUGACGUUAUUAGUUUUUCCGUUUCCGGCAGAAAAAAGGAAGAAGCCAUCUUUUUAGAACUGAGGUUAAGACAGGUCAAAAUGUCGUCACAUCUCGUUUGGGGAAUAAUCCGCAACAACAAUGCUUUUCUUUUGAAGAAAAGGAACAUUUCGAAACCUUUCAGCACUGAACCCAAUAACUUAAUCAACUUAAGCUCCUAUCGUUACAAUGGUUUGAUUCAUAAGAAAUCUGUAGGAAUUGUAGGAGCUCCUGACAAAAAAGGAUUUACAGUUGUAUACAAGAAAGCAAGCAAACAGAGUAAGCCCAAGCAAAAUACCAUUAAGAGAACCAUGAAAUCUGGUCCAAGGAGGUCUUUGCACAAACUGAAAAGGCUUAUGAAUGCAAAUAGGUACCGCACAGAUCUUACCAAGGCUGCUCUUCGUAGAGCUAGUGCUGUUCUUAAGUCGCAGAAACCUGUACCAACUAAGAAACCUAAAGAAAAGAAGGAAUAAAUGUAUUUUUUAUUUACAUAAAAAAUUUAAAAUUUAUUACUUUGUUUAAAUUGAUUCCUUUGGAUGUAAUUUUGAUGGUCUUGAUUAUGAUUUUUUAAACAUUUUAUUAAAAAAUAAUGUAUUCACAUUUUUCUGAAUUUGAAAUUGAUAAAAUAUUGUCUAGUUACAUAUAAAAGAAAUAUGAUUUCACUACUAUUCAUUUUCAAAAGUGAUCAGUAAUAUGAAUCGUCUACUUGCAAUACUGGCUACAUCCAAACAUUUUCAGAACCAAUUUUAAAGUGCAAUAGUAUACUAUGAAAUAUGCUUUAUUACAUGGUAUAUUCUGAUUAUAUCAUAAGAUACUCCAUCUGACUGAAGUCUGCUCAAAUAUGGGUAUGCAGUGCAAAACUGGCCACAUCCAAUGUAAGUCUGUUUCAAAAGCAGCUUUAUUCAAAUUAUUGAAAUAAUUAACAAUGAAAUGUUCUCAGAAUUUAGCUAAAAAAGAUAUUUGUGAUGAUUCCAAAGAAAUACCACAAUCCAAUAUUUAAAUACCUGAACCCUAUUCGUUUAACUCUCUUGAAAAUCUGAUGUGUCAAACACAUGACGUUCCUAUCUAGUUAUUACAGGCUUUUUUCGGUUAUUUUAUAUUGUAGCACCUCUGUAAAUAUAGGUUAACUUAUAUACAUUUUCCACAUCUAACUCCAAACAUUUUUCUAUAUAAACUCAUUGCCAACGAAAAUGCUAAAAAAUUAAAUUUUAUACUUUUCCUCAAAUUUUUCCAUAACUGUUCAUUUUAAAGAAAUCUUGUAAAAAACAAAAAUUAUAGAGAUCGAUAUCGCCAUAUAUUAGUUCAACAAUUUUCUUAAAAAUCAAAAUUUUUCUACAUUUUGAAAAAUUUCUCGAAUACGGACCAUUUUAGGAAAAUUUUGUAUAGAACAAAAAUUAUAGAGAAUAAUAGAAGUAACUUUUAUUUAAAGAAUUUUCUUUUAUAAAAUAUGAAAAUGACCCCCGAUAAAGUACCCCCCAGAUGUCUAGACUCUGUCCAAAAUCUAAUCAGUUCACCGCAGGCUGGAAUAAAGCUUAAGUUUAAAAUUUGGUGUUUUUCUUUGUAUCCGUUCAUGAGUUAUCAUGGAUACAGACAUCAUGUCGAAAAUAGUCAAAACAGAUUCAGGGGAACCCAAAACGUAGAAAUCGUCCGAAAAAUCAUGAUUCCUAUACUUUCCUUAUCUGUAUACAGAUAGAAAAGUAAAAAUUGUUCAACAUUUUUAGGCUUUUUUUCUUCUGAAAUGUUAUUCAUUCUCAAUUUUUCCAGAUUUGUUCAAGUUUUUAUAACUUUAUUUUAUAAUACAAAAUAUAUUUAGGUAUUAGAACCACAUUUUCUGUAUUAUAUUUAUAAAACUUGAAAUAUUUAAAAAAGAUAUAUUUUUAUAUUUGUAAUGUGUCUUGAUUUUGAUCCAAUCUUCAAAUCUCUAUACCAUCUUGUUUAUUGGAACAGGAUUUUUUAAAUUGUCCCUAAUAAGUCACUAUUAUAGUAUACAUCCAAAUCUUCCUAAGAAUAUUCCUUACAUCAGUUCAUGGAACUAUAAUAAAUAUCAGUCAUCUAUAAUUACUCGUUUGAAGCUCAAUCACGGCCGAUUCCCUGCACAUUUAUGUAAAAUUGGAAUAUUGGAUUCUCCCUUUUGUCCAUAUUGCAAUAUAAACGCUGUAGCAGAUAUCAAUCAUUUAUUUUUAGAUGGUAAUAAAAAUGCUCAACAUACCACCGUAUUAUAUCAAGAUUUAAAUAAACUCCCACUUCCACUCAAUAUUUCUUCACUUUUAGUUCAAUCAGAUAAGAUCAUUUUUUGAUGCUAUUAUUAAAUUUACUCAAAAUACUAAGAUAUUUAACGUAAUAUAUAUGAAAAUUAUUAAGUUUAAACUUUCUGUGGUAAAUAGCUUGCAUGUCUGAUGCCAUCCCAUUACUAAAAAAAAAACAUGUCUAAUACAAUACAUAUUCAGAAACGAAUAUUUUCUUCAAAGUUAGGAAUAUUGGCAUUUUUGCGGUCUCAAUAUUUGCUAGAUCGGAUGUAGCCAGUUUUACAAGUAGACAACUAAUAAAGAAUUCAUUAAAUUAUUUUGUUUUGUAUUUCUAUAUACUAUAUAAGAGCAAAAAAGUCAAAUCGCUCUCUGCACUGGCAUUUCAGCUUCCUGUUUCAGUCUAAGGAACGUGAAACUAAAAACCGGGAUGUAAUUGUAGUCUAGAGAAGAAAGGAGUGCAGUAAUUUAAUUUGCAGAACAUACUACAGGUUCAAGAACCAGACAUUUUAUUUAUACCUCAUCUUUCUAUGCUUAUUUGUAGUUAAAAUGAAAAUUUUAAUAAAUCUGAUUGGCCGAAUAAAAGUUAUCCUUUAGAUUUAAUAAAAGCCACUAAAUGUGAGACCUAUACUGGAGUAUUUAAGCAGACAGUGUAUAACAGUAUUGAAGAGGAUACAGUUAUUGGAGAAGUCUCG
Psylliodes chrysocephalus is the source of this 3507-nucleotide messenger RNA. The record is from the annotation of a GenBank genome assembly. Lineage: Eukaryota; Metazoa; Arthropoda; Insecta; Coleoptera; Chrysomelidae.